ACUACGGUCUGGUGACUUCUGCUCAUUCUGCGACAGUCUUUGCUUUUUUUAAGAAAAAAACAAAACAAUUCUCCACAAAACACACCUUUUUUUCUUAUUUCACAUCGGUUUCUAGUGUUUUAUUUGAGAGUUCAUUCUUCAGGUGCGCGGACGAGCACUUUCUAUCAACUUUACUUGAUUUUCCGCACCCCCUACCUGCGGCUCUGCUCGGCUCCAGCAUGGACCUGCUCUGGGUCGCCAGCUUGGUCGUGAGCGUGUGCGCCUGGGUCGCGGCCGCGGAGCGGCACAGCGUCUACUGGAACAGCACCAACCCCAAGUUUCAGCGGGACAACUAUGCCGUGGAGGUGAAGCUCAACGACUACCUGGACAUCGUCUGCCCCCAUUACCCCCAGGGCGAGGUGCCCCUGCUCGACGCCGAGCGCUACGUGCUCUACAUGGUGGAGCGGGAGGACUACGAGUCCUGCAAACCACAGUCGUACGAGCAGAUGCGCUGGGAGUGCAGUCAUCCCUUCGCCCCUCAUGCACCCGAGAAGUUCUCUGAGAAAUUUCAGCGUUUUACUCCAUUUACUCUGGGAAAGGAGUUUCGUCAAGGAGAAAGCUACUAUUAUAUCUCCAAACCUUUACACCACCACGGCAAAGAGUGUCUUAGGCUCAAGGUGGACGUCGUUGCAGCUGACGGUUCCCAAGAGGCCAGGGUGGGUAAAGGGAGCGCUGGUGGAACUGGAGUGGGAGCAGCCGGGGGUGCUCACAACCCCUCCAACAGACUGCCUGCAGCAGACGACCCAGUGGCCAUCAUGCCAGAUGUCCUGAAGAGCGUACGGACAAACUCUGCAGUGGCGGCCGUAUCGCUCCCGGUCCUCGCAGUGCUACUGCCGUUGUCAUUACUGCUUUUGUUUCACUGAGAUUAUACGAAAGGACUUCUGUUGGCAGACUGCUUUUUUUCAGGGACUAUAAUGAAGACAGUCUGUGGGUUUGGAAACCACUGACAAAAAAAAAAAAUCCAUACCCAGUGCUGGCCACAGGGAAAAAAGACUUUUAAAAAGCUUGUAAAGUACACAUGAACUGAACUGGCUUGUGCAACAAGUUCUGAGUAACUUUGGAGGCAAAGUAUUGGAGCUUUGUCUUAUUUUUAACAAGGUGACAGUAUUCUUUAAUCAAAGACAAAUCUCUCUUUGAGACCACACCCCCCUUUGGAGGACGCAUCCCUUCAUAGGAAUAUGAAGAAGUUUAAGAAGAACCUAAAGUGGCUGAAGAACAAUCAAGACACGGACACCAACUCAACUAACUCUGAAAUAUACGUGGAUGGAGUGAAUCAGCAUUUAAAGGCGACAUAAACUCAACUCUUUUGAGCCAAAGAUCAGUCCUCUCUCCAAUCUGUACACUAUUCCACCCUUGAGUAUCGUGUACUACUUGUUUAAUCGUUAUCGUUAUUGAGUGGUGCUGUUGUUUGAAGUGAUUACUUUCUCUAAAUGUAGCAUUUAUAGACACAGGAGCUGUUCUCACGACUACAAUUCCUUUUGCAGACCACGUGCUUACACACUGCAGCACUAAUGAUGCACGCCGCAGACAACUACACACACACCACCAUAGCUGGACGUACAGAUACACACCCUGCAACACAUGAAAACACGUUACAUCACACACUACAUCAUGUUAUGUGUAUAUUCUGUGAAGAUAAUUUAUGACAUUUUGCAGCUGAGAGUUUUUACUGUACAUACCAUGUGCUCACAAAAUGAAAUGUUUACCGGAGGCGAUGGGGGAGGGCGGUUUCUAUCUCUCCCCUGGCGGGGGUUUUACUCGUGUAAAAGGGAAUAUGUGUGUAUUGAACUGUUAAUGGGGGCACGUGCCUGAGCUGUGGAGCAUCUGAUAGAGUUGAGGCAAAAUGUUCUCGUUUGCUUUUCUUGCCAAAAGGAAACACUGAGGUGUGUGUGUGUGUGUGUGUGUGUGUGUGUGUGUGUGUGUGUGUGUGUGUGUGUGUGUGUGUGUGUGUGUGUGUGUGUGUGUGUGUGUGUGUGUGUGUGUGUGUGUGUGUGUGUGUGUGUGUGUGUGUGUGUGUGUGUGUGUAGUACUCGAGUUGAGGGGGAUGAGGGGGGAUGGCAUCCCCCCCUGAAAUAAGAACGGUAAAAAUCAUCCCCCCUGUAAAACUGCCAUCCCCCCUUUCCAUCCCUUAUGUCAUUUCAUCAAUGAAUGUGGUUUUACUGCUAUUUCAAGAUUUAGAGUCAUCACCAGAAAAAUAACACCAGAAAAAUAACUUAUUUGACCAUUUUCACCUGUUUCAAGUAAAUCUUUCACUUGUUCAAUAAGUAGGAAAAUCUGCCAGUGGAACAAGAUUUAUCUUCUUAUUACAAGCAAUAAAAUCUUGUUCCACUGGCAGAUUUUUCUACUUAUUUUAAGUGAAAAUCUACUUGAAACAGGUGAAAAUUGUUGUUUUUUCCAGUGAUGAGUCUUGUUUUAAGUGUAAUGAGAUUUCUUUUACUAAAAUGAGACAUUUUCACUAGAAAUAAGACAAAUAUUCUUGUUAAGAUUGUGAGUUUUUGCAGUGAUCCAUUUUACUUAUCCUGUGAAGGACAGAGUCAUAUUGAUAAGUUCAGAAAAGUGUUUUUUAUUGUUGUGUUUUGAUGUAUUUGAUGUAAGCCCAGUUGAUAUUUAAAGCUUACAGAAGGCUGCAUUUAACUGCUGCUAUGUCAUUCCUGCAGUAUUUCUGCAGGUGUUUUGGUCACUGCUAUUAUUUGUAAUAUAUUAUAUUAUUUGUAAUCAGCACAAAUUAUCUGUCCCCAUAUGAUAAAAUCCACCAUCCCCCCCUGAUUCUUUUUUUUUUUUUUACAACUCGAGUACUGUGUGUGUGUGUGUGUGUGUGUCACAGAGAGGCAGGACUUCUCUGUUUGUUUGAUCGCCCCUGUAUUGGUUCAACUGUCUAACACGAAGAGCUGGUAUCAAGUCUUUCUUUUGUGCAGGCUUGAUUGGAAAACAAGCACAUACUUGUAAAAAAACCCAGUGAAGCAGUCAGCUGUUGAGUCUUACAUCGUUUAGAAACCGGCACCAGCUCAUGACAGACAAGACACAGCAUCAAACCGAGUUGCCAAGUUACAUGUUCACCUGACGGGCUGGCAGGAAGACAAAGCACAACCGUGUACGACUCCCGUUGAAGUCAGUCUCUUUUUUCUUUGUCUUUUUACCUGAAUUUUUGUUGCCUAAUUUUGUAUACAUGUAAAUAAGAAAAGUGUAUAAUAGGUGUAAAUGUAAAUGUAAAUAUAUAUAGAUUAUAUAAAAGACCAGUUUGAUAAAUGUGAAAAAUUUUCAUGUGAAAUAAAAAAAUAUUUUUCGA
Cololabis saira (Pacific saury) is the source of this 3325-nucleotide messenger RNA. It is a transcript of the gene efna1a, whose product is annotated as ephrin-A1a. Gene Ontology annotation, biological process: axon guidance; ephrin receptor signaling pathway. The record is from RefSeq and is a predicted model, not a curated record. NCBI's taxonomy places the organism in Eukaryota, Metazoa, Chordata, Actinopteri, Beloniformes, Belonidae. Gene Ontology annotation, cellular component: plasma membrane. Gene Ontology annotation, molecular function: ephrin receptor binding. The coding region runs from base 219 to 902 and encodes 227 amino acids. The transcript is spliced from 5 exons.